UCCUGCCCCCCCGCCAUGCCAGGGCCCUGCCCAGGCAGCGGGGACAGGCGGUGCAUCCCGUUCCCCUCCGGGAACGUGGGGUACCCAGAGCCCCACAGGCUCCCUCUGCACCGGAGCUGUGCGGUGCCCCUCGCCCAGGCCCUACGUGCCUCAGGGGCUGCACAGUGCCAGGUUUGUCCCUCCGCCCUGCCUUCGCCCCCUCUGUGCUCCUGGCGGGGGCAAGAGAUAUUGGCACUGCCCUUUCCAGGGGGAAAAUGCCAGGCCGCCCAGGGGCAGGGCCUCUUGCUGUCUCCUGGCACGGCUGCAAAGGAGCAUAUGGGGAUGAAAGGGCUGUUUAGGCACCCUGGGACCCUCCAUCACCCACUGGGGUCCAGCAGGCACCUUACUGGGUACAAGCUGCCCUCUAAUUUCCCCUAGUAGGUUCGUUUGCCUAAUUAUGAAGGCACUCAUAGAUUUGGCAGCAGAGAGUUGUGGGCAAGCAACCGCUGGGCACCGCAGUUCUCCCGCCCGGCAUCGUGAAAGGUUUCACACCAAUGUGGGAGCAGGAAGGGACAGGGACCUGGGCACACCGUGCGCAUGGCAGAGCCACGCAUGGGCAUGGUGUGGGACCAGAGGUAAGAGCUGGGACAGCGCUGGCACAAGGGUCAAGAGGUUCUGGGUGCCGGUGCCAGUGCGGCGCGUCUGCAUUAUGUCACGUCCGCAGAGACGGGGCCCAGCGGUGUUUGACCCUGGUGCUCACUGCUCUGGCUGCUGCCAGCUGUGCCCGGGCUGUGCGGGGCUGCCAGCAUCGGCCCCAGAGCCAGCGGGCCUGCCGGACCCUCCCCCAGCCACCCCCCGACCCGCAAGGUACCAGGGGCACCUCCUUGCCCAAGGUGGACAUAGCCGAGCGGCCAGCCACCUAGGUGGUCACAGCUUGCCAGGCCCCUGACCCUGCGCCCAGCCCAGCCACAAAAGGAUCAGGCACAGGCCAGGGGGCAGGACUGCUCCUCCUCACGUCUUUCCUCCUGCACAUGAAAGCAGGCCGUGCCAGCCCAACACGGCUGGUCUGCGACACCAGACUCAUCCAGAAGUACAUCGGGGAGGCAAAGGACAUGGAGAAGAAAGUGAGCCAGUGCCAGGCGCUGUCCCCACUCAGCUACCCCAUGGUGCUGCCCUUGGUGGACUUCAGCCUCAAGCAGUGGAAAACCAAGACGAACGAGACCAAGCGGCAGGAGAUCCUGUGCGACCUGGCGCUGCUGGUGGGUGCUGUGACAGGGGCCCAGAGCCAGGUGACCCAGGAGUGCACAGGCAGACAGCUGAGCCAGCUUUACAGACACGCCAACUCUUUCCUCCUGCUCCUGCAGACCUUCAGCUGGGAGGCAGGACCUCAGGAGCCAGGCUGCUCCCCACGCUCCAUGGAGCGGACACGCAUCACUGAGAUCUUCCUCACCUACCGGCAGCUGGUGCAGGGGAAACUGCGCUUCUUCUUCCACGACCUGGCCAAGGACUCAUGUGAGCAAAGCCAGGGAGGUGGCAGAGAUCCUCCACCCAGGGCCUGGUGAGGCUCUGCACACAGGGCUCACUGCUGACCCGAGGGCAGAGUAAACCUGGAGGACACUGGGCCGUGUUGGAACG
This is a messenger RNA of Struthio camelus australis, 1614 nucleotides long. It is a transcript of the gene THPO, whose product is annotated as thrombopoietin. The record is from RefSeq and is a predicted model, not a curated record. Gene Ontology annotation, molecular function: hormone activity; cytokine activity. Gene Ontology annotation, biological process: cell population proliferation; positive regulation of hematopoietic stem cell proliferation; thrombopoietin-mediated signaling pathway. NCBI's taxonomy places the organism in Eukaryota, Metazoa, Chordata, Aves, Struthioniformes, Struthionidae. Gene Ontology annotation, cellular component: extracellular region.